Messenger RNA from Colletotrichum costaricense, 6075 nucleotides. RefSeq names its product ankyrin-2 ankyrin. The transcript has 3 exons. Gene Ontology annotation, molecular function: transcription cis-regulatory region binding; protein binding. Lineage: Eukaryota; Fungi; Ascomycota; Sordariomycetes; Glomerellales; Glomerellaceae. Gene Ontology annotation, cellular component: nucleus. Gene Ontology annotation, biological process: positive regulation of transcription by RNA polymerase II. The record is from RefSeq and is a predicted model, not a curated record. The coding region runs from base 1 to 6075 and encodes 2024 amino acids.
AUGGAGGCCGACCAGUUGGCCGUCAGACUCGACGAUUUGAGGGCCAUCGCCGAUGCCACCUUUCGAUUGACCUUUAGCUUCACCAAAAGCGACAACAAGUUGAAAUCGGAGAUCCGGGCCGUUGCUAACGAAAUACAAGACAUCGCGGGCUUGUUGCAUCGACUUUCUCUGUUAGCAUCAGGACUUGAAGAGACUAAGGACCAUGAUUCGGACAUCAAUGCUGCCCCGCCCCCACUGAUCUCAUGUCGCACCACCUUAGAACAACUAGGGGGAUCGCUAAGGAGACGAACAAAUAGAUCGGGCGACGACGGAUGCGAACAGAAAAGGUACGCCGAUGUCAAGUGGCCAUUUACGAGGGCCUGGACAACAGAUCUCCUGAAUGAACUGAGUGAGCACAAGAAGACAAUUUCAGAAGGAUUGAAUGGAGAAUCAAUCAAACAUCUGUUACAGUUACUAUCAAAAGGGAAGUCUGUGGCAACCAUACGUGACGAAGACUGGAUAUCCGAAGUUUUCACCGACUUUCUCCAAUCCUCUGGGUAUUUCCAAGGCAUCUAUAUGGUCCUCAAUACCUUUCUACGCGCCCGAGAAGAUUCAUACAUCAAGAUACAAGAUCGAUACAAACACUUGUCAAUACAGUCAAGCUUUUUCCAAGGAGAAGACUUCGAAAAUUGGCUUGAUAAGGGAGGAUCACACCUUCUCUUCACAGCUCCUCCGGGCGGGGGGAGAACCGCCUUCACCGGCGCACUAGCACGGGAAACCUUUCGGCGACGCCGUGCACGAACUGUUGUUGUACCCAUCUACUUUGAGCUUCUAAGUGGAUGGACCAGAUGGACCACGGAUAUGAACAUACUUGGCACCAUCGUUGCUCUGAUCGCGCGCCAGAAUCAGGGCGCGUUCGAAGUCUUACGCCGAUAUCGUCGCGACCUAAAUAUCCAACCGAGAUGGGCAACAAACGGAGCGAGCAUGGAAGGACUGAAAGGUGUUCUUUGGCAAAUGUCAACUUUCUUUGAACAUGUCUUGGUCAUUGUGGACUGCUCAAAGUCUGGCGGAGAUGGCAUCAUACCGAUGAUCGCCUCUUUGUUAAAGACUUCCAAAGAAUCCGCACCGAACUUUAGUUUGGCAGUGGUUUGUCAAGACCUCGAGUUUGUUCGGGAGUCUUUGGGCGAAUCCGUCACUAAAUGUGACAUUGCACCAUCCAUGGCCAUCUUGCAGGCUUUCGCUGCCACCGAGGUAGAAAGACGAGUCAGGACCGGGGCUCUGCGGUUCCAACGGACAGCAGUGAAGGAUGCUACGAUCCGCAAACUCAGCGUUGGUGACGACCAUGUCUUCUGGAAGAUCGCAUAUCAACUCGACCACCUCUGCUCCUUGCAGUCCCACUCUGAGCAGGUUGAGUUUUUGGAGAAGCUCCCAUGCUCGCUGCACGACACCUACCGCUUAACGCUGGAAGAAUUUCAAAAGCGGACGCCAGAAUCUCGAAGCUUGAUCCUCAGGGCUUUACAACUGACGAAAUGUUCGCGCCACAAACUGAGUGCCCAAGAGUUCUGCCAAGCCCUUUCAGUUUCAGGCAUUUCCGGGCUAGAUCCUGAGAUGUUGGAAUAUCCGGAGGUGGACGAAUCAGAGAUUCUGCGACAAUGCAGUCCUAUGAUCAUAAGAUCGCUGGAUGGCAACAAGUUUGCGUUUGCGCACGAUUCGAUUGAAAGCUUCCUUACGCAUAGAUAUAUCGACCAAUCCAGCGAUUUGGCCGCAUAUUGUCUCACGACUUCCGGAACGAAUCGGCUUCUUGCUACCUGUGCACUCAAGUUCCUGACCUUAGGUCACUUCGCUCGACUUCCAAGCUUAUCGUUGUCAGAAGUGGAUUACAUAAGGACCAGGAACGAGAGAUACCCCUUUUACAGGUUCGCCGCACUGACUUGGCACAAAAUUGAUGUCAGUCAUUGGCAGGACCCGGAGUUGGUCGUGGAAGCCAUGGCGCUUUUUGACCCCAAACAGACAACAAACUUCAAGGCUUGGUGUCUUGAGAUCUGCCGCCAACACAGAAUGAACGGCGACUGUAACAAUUGGAGAGGACGGAAAGACAGAGGCAUAAUCAGGAGGCCCCCAUCUACCUGUUCCGAAACUACGGAAGUCAACUCUUCCGCCGCAACAUGGUCGAACAAAGAUUUAGGAGAUAGUACUUCAGAUACCCCACCUCAUCUGGGAUCAUCAUCCUCCGCAAGUCCUCCUCUGAGGAAGAAGAUGUCCAAACGAUCUUGGGCAGCAGGCCAGACAAGGCGCCUUGCACGUGUGCUAAGGCGAGGCGACUUUACUCCAUUACACAUGGCCGCUCUCCUGGGCAUCGAUGCCGUCUGCUCGGAGUUGAUUCGAAUUGGAGAAAAUUACAAUCGACCGAGCAAGAUAGGGACCCCUUUGCAGUGUGCGAUUGGAGGUACUUUACUCAUUGGUGACCACGAUAUCCCGGCGGGCAAUUCUCCAUUGCCACCAUGGCUCAGCCGACCACGUAAAAGCACUGUUGAGCUGCUGAUCAAUGCGGGAGCGGAUUGUACACGAGAUUUGCCUAGUCAGACAUACCCUUGGAGCACUGUCGGUGCUUUGGCCCUGAAGACCUCAGAAUGGGCUAGGAAUUCUGAAAUCUUCGCGGUUGUCGUUAGAGGAGGUGCUCAACUGCACGAUGACAUUAUCGCUGUGUUCAGGCCGAUCUGUCGCAAGUGGUCAAAGCAUAAAGAUACAGGAGCCAAGAAACAUAUUCAGGAAAUCUUGGCAAUCUUAAGCGGAAUGGUCGAUAAGAAAGAGGGCGAAUCGCUUGCUUAUCUCAAAGCUUUCCAGAAGGCGGUUUCGGAAACCACUGACAUCGAUAUACCAUUGCCUGUCUCGCAAGGCAUCUCCGAUGACAUGAUUGUCCAACACAUGUGGAAAUCAAUCGACGAUGACAACUUGAAAGCGAUAGAGGAUCAAUCUCAAAGCAACACAAGAAUCAAGGACCUCCUGAAAGGCGACAUCUUGACGAAACUGCUCGACUUCGCUGUCGCAUGCUCAGCUGUCAACUGCUUGGACCACUUGCUCACAAAUUACAUGGCCGAAAACGGCCCAAAUGACUGGAAAAGCAAAGCUGUGCUUUAUUGCGUCGAAGAUGGAAAGCAAGAAGUCCUCUUAUGCUUAUUGAAGGAUGGUGCUCAAACCAUGAGAGCCAAUGCGAGAGGAAGCACCAUUUGGCAUCUCGCAGCUGCUAAAGCUACCUCAACUGGAAUUCUAAAAAUCUUACUUGAAAACAGUGACGAGGAAGAACGAAAAGAUGCCUUGAGAAUGUUGAAUGAGAGUGGCCGUACCGUGCUUGCCAAAGCGCUAGUCAGCAAACAGUACUCAAACGCCUCUAUCAUCCUCAAAUACUGCAAAAAGGAUCGUGCGUGCCUCAAGAGCAGACAUCCAUCACUACCUCACCUUGUGGCGGGUAUUCAGGAUAGCCUCUUACUCAAGGAGUUGCAUGAUUGCGAAAUGUUCGAAUUUGUGGCUAAAGACACGCCUCUCAAUUACUUCCAUAUAGAAGAUUCAGCAGGUGUGGAAGCGACUCGCCAACUCCUGGAAAUAUUUCCCUACCCUUGUUCCGACCAGCCUCCAACACCCUUAAGGAUAUACCUGUCAAGAUCCGACUUGAACAUCUACAAGAAAGAACUUGUAACACUUCUUGUCCAGAAAGAGCUGUCUGCCGCACCUAUCGUCAACGGUAUUCAUACCUGGCAGUGGUUCUGCAAAAGCGUGCAGGGUUAUUUCAGAAGAGCAUCAGAAGCUGAGGCCUGGGAAGUUGUCGAACUUGUGAAGCUCAUGGUCCAUCUCGGUUGCAUGGACGAUUAUGAAAAAGCUAGAGAAACAUCUGGGCUGGUAGAGAUCGUUCCUCUCUUUGAUGUCGACUCAAUGCCGAGGGCGUUUACACCUGACAACGACGCUGUACUUGCGACUGAAGAGAUAUUCGGCAUUGUUCAUGACACAACGACCUUACCUCAGUACUACAAAAGUAGUGGUAUGGAUAUCAAGGUCAUCAAGUGGACUAUUGCUCACAAUUCUUGGCACCUGUUUCGUCGUCUUAUCCACACGGAUAUUGAUGUUCAUAAGAGGGACGGGAGAGGAAACUUGUUAGAGUACGUGUGCUCUCACGGUACCGAAUUCAACGGUCAUAGGAUGCUCGCGAAUCUUUUAGAACGAGCUGAGAAAGAUCGUCUGAACGAGCUGAAUCCCGACGGAAACCUUGGUCUCUUACACCUACUAGGAAUGCCAUAUGGCAAGGAGGACUUAUCUUCAGAUAGUAGUCCCUUGUUCAGUCCUAGUUUUAUCCCGAUGGAGAACUUCAGUCAACCACAAGGUUCAGCUUGCCCAAUGCGUUUAGGGCCGGGGGGAUUCGCGGCAUUGAGGAUACCACGCGACAACCCAAAGUUUAGCAUACUCCAACGACUGCUUGACGAGCACAUGGAUCGCAAGCUUCUCAGCAAAAGGGGUAAUUUUUCAGCCUUGAGUACGCACAUAAGAUACUGUUAUCUUGACACGGCACGCCUUUUACUUUUACGCGGAUCACCAGAGACUCUCUCUACCUCUGACAAGUUUGGGUGGACUCCUGUAGCGUGGGCAUGCGCGCAUGGCUACAAGGAUAUCAUCGACCAGAUGGCUGCAUCCUCCUGUUCUGAAUCUAUUUGGGACUUCCAGGUUGAGGUGACAUUGGGUGUUGAAGCAGCUCCCUCAUUCACAAAGCCCUACCGUGGCCUCUGCGCUCUGCACCUUGCGGUACUUGCCUCGGCAAAGACUGUGUCGUUUCUGCUGAAUAACGGUUUUGCCUCAGACCUUGACAUCACUGAUGCACAAUUGCAUACCCCUUUACACUUUGCCACAAUGUUUGGGCAGCUGGAAACCAUCAAAGAACUUGUUUCUCGGGGGUCAAAUAUCAACGCUAAGGACUGCGACGGAUGGACCCCCUUGCACUUCGCAAUCCAUCUCGAGAAGAAAGACACUGUUGAGCUCCUUCUGGAGCUCGGCGCGGCCCAUAUGGAGACGAAGAAAGGAGAAACGCCGCUCGAUUUUGCUAUGCCCAAGGAAGAAUACUAUAUCAAACGAGUUCAAAGGUCCAUUCAACAAAACCUGAAGACUGGCGCAGAAAUUCACUGUGACAAGCAAUGGCUGGCCUCUCUCUCUCGGACCAUGGAAAAGGCCAUCAUUGACGGCGAUACUAAAAUCUGUAGAAAGAUUCUUAAGGAAGGUUGCCCGGUGGACAUCAAGAUGAGAUCUUGCCAUACUUGCACAGCUCUCAUAUUCGCUUUGUCACGUAACGAGGUGUCUGCGAACAUCGUCGACACCCUGGUGGAACACGGAGCAAGUUUCCGUGGAACUACCUGUGCCCGCCAUACGUGCGGAAAUUUCAAGCGAUACGGUAUCCGCCAUUUCAGCGACUACACUUCAGACAACUCCUCAUCUUCCUCAUCCUCCUCAUCAUCUGAUAGUGACGAUAACAAAAAGUACCGGCAGUAUGCCUGGCCAUCGUUUGGAUCUACCAGUCUUGACAUGCUCAUGUGGGAGGAUGAUUUGUUCGAGAAAAUUUCAACAUGGCUAUGCUCCGUUCCGGAAGAAGACAUGAUAUGGCUCAUUGACAAUUCCAUAGCCGUCCAUGUAGCUGUGGAUCGCGGCAGCCUCAAGGCUCUACAGGUUCUCUUAUCUCACGCUGCUAAGAUCGGUGAUGGUCUUCACAGAAACUUGGCUUAUGAGCUUGUGAACAGGACUGGAUGGCAUUCUGGGCCCUACGUAGCCUCGCCUCUUCAGGACGCAGUCGAUGCUUGCAACCUGGAGCUUGUCCGCCUUCUCCUCGAAUAUGGAGCAGAAGUUGACAAGAAAACCACAGCGAAGGGAACUGCCCUUCACCAAGCCGCGAAUCACGAAAGCAUCGAGCUUGCACAACUUCUUUUGGAGCACGGGGCCUCGCUUGCAUCCAGAGAUUAUAACCGUGGAUUCACCCCUCUGGAAGAAGCAGUUCAGUCUGGCAACACCGAAAUGGUGAACCUCUUUUUGGAUCGUGGGGCAUCUGCAUCCCUCUUCAAACGAUAG